AUGCCGAGCCGUCAGAAGCAGGUCCUGUUCUCGGUGUCCGGGCUGCUGGGCUUCUCGUGCGCGCUCACGGCCGCCAUGGCCGCGGGUCUGCCGCUCUGGCUCCGCGGGACCGUGCUGUGCCGCACCGGGGCCGAGCUGGUCAACGCCACCGGACCCGAGCUCGACAAGUUCCUGGGAGGCCUGAGCUACGGACUGUUCCAGGGGGAGAGGGUGAAGCAGUGCGGGCUGGGAGGGAGACCGUCCCGCUUCUCCUUCUUUCCCGACCUGAUGAGCGUGAUCCCGGCCGGCCUCCACAUCACCGUCAUCUUCUUCUGUGGUGUCGUGAUCCUCUUCUCCUCUGUGGCCACCGGCUUCUUCUUCUUCAACGCCUUCGGCAGACCCUACGAGACGCUGCAAGGCCCCCUGGGACUUUACCUGUGGACCUUCAUCUGCUGUGAGCAACACAACCACACACUCCACCGACGCUAA
Molecule: messenger RNA, 468 nt
Organism: Scomber japonicus (chub mackerel)
Lineage: Eukaryota; Metazoa; Chordata; Actinopteri; Scombriformes; Scombridae
Product: clarin-1-like
Exons: 2
Coding region: 1-468 (155 amino acids)
Biological process (GO): sensory perception of sound; equilibrioception
Source: RefSeq, a predicted model, not a curated record